UAACAGCCCAGUAAUGGUAACCUCGGGCCAAUAAGAAGCAGGUAUUUCCAAUUGCUUCACGGCCUGAGCACUUUUUCCCUUCAACCUUGUCGUCUAAUCUGGUUCGACCUCUUCCCACCCCCAACUACGAAUCUCACCAAACCCCCCAAUUGACAAGCCCCAACUACCCGUCCUAACCCAUCACGAACGGGUAGAACUUCGCCCUACAUGUUGGCAAGAUCUUGCCUGCGCUCUUCGCGCAUUCUCAACGGCGCCAGAAAUGGCGCGACUGCUUUUACCAAGCGAUCUAUCUCGACGUCUGGCUCGGGUGCCUCUAUCGAAUCCCCUACGAAACUAAAUGUCGCCGCCGCCGCUUCUACAGCCGUCGCUAUCGGAUCUGUGGCCUGGUACUAUCAUCUCUAUGGAUCCACUGCGCAUGCCAUGACGCCUGCCGAAGAAGGUCUACACCCAACAGCGUACCCUUGGGUUCACCAACAAUGGUCCAAGACUUUCGACCAUCAAGCGCUUCGUCGAGGUUUCCAGGUCUACCGUGAAGUCUGCGCAGCAUGCCAUUCACUUAGUCGAGUUCCUUACCGAGCGCUCGUGGGAACUCUGAUGACGGUGGAUGAGGCCAAAGCCUUGGCAGAAGAGAAUGAGUAUGACACCGAGCCCAACGAUGAGGGUGAAAUAGAGAAGCGACCCGGCAAGCUUUCGGAUUAUAUCCCCGCUCCUUACAAGAACGACGAAGCCGCUCGAGCCGCCAACAAUGGUGCUCUGCCCCCCGAUCUAAGCUUAAUUAUCAAGGGCCGACACGGCGGUUGCGAUUACAUCUUCAGCUUGUUAACCGGAUAUCCCGAGGAGCCUCCAGCGGGUGCUCAGGUCGGCGCUGGUCUAAACUUUAACCCUUACUUCCCAGGCACGGGGAUUGCCAUGGCCCGUGUUUUGUAUGAUGGUCUCGUCGAGUACGAGGAUGAGACUCCGGCAUCUACGUCACAGAUGGCCAAGGACGUGACGGAAUUCCUCAACUGGGCAGCAGAACCGGAGAUGGACGAUCGAAAGCGAAUGGGUGUGAAGGUCUUGACGGUCACCGCAGUCUUACUCGCUCUCAGUGUUUGGGUCAAGCGAUACAAGUGGGCAACAGUCAAGGCGAGGAAGAUUGUUUACGACCCGCCAAACGCAACCGACAAGGUCCGCUUGUAAAGAUGUUUGCCGCUGUAUGUAUUACUAAGUCAUACCUACCGGUCCUUUUAUCAUGGCAAGGGGAAACAGAAAAAGACGUGAGGCAGCAAGGAGGAUAAAUUCAUCCUGAUUCGCGACUCUAGAGUGUAUAUCAAGUUCCUAAAUCUUAGACGUUCUCCCAUGUUCGCUCC
Messenger RNA from Hypoxylon fragiforme, 1349 nucleotides. Its product is annotated as cytochrome c1. Gene Ontology annotation, molecular function: heme binding; electron transfer activity. The transcript has 4 exons. The record is from RefSeq and is a predicted model, not a curated record. Gene Ontology annotation, biological process: mitochondrial electron transport, ubiquinol to cytochrome c. The coding region runs from base 208 to 1179 and encodes 323 amino acids. NCBI's taxonomy places the organism in Eukaryota, Fungi, Ascomycota, Sordariomycetes, Xylariales, Hypoxylaceae.